AUGGACGCCAUCAAUGUCAAUGUGGCCGGCAUUGGUGCUGGGCUAUUUGCGGCUACCUAUACAGCAUACCACGUCUAUGUCGGCUUGACCGGCCCGCUGGCUAGUCUGCCGGGCCCAACAUGGAGCAAGUUCACCGGCUUGCCCGUCGUGUACCAUAUCUAUCGCGGCACAAGGAUGUACUUUUUGCACGACCUGCACAAGCGCUAUGGCCCAAUCGUGCGCGUCACACCGAACGAGGUCUCCAUCUCAGACCCCAAGGCUGCCAAAGAGAUUCACAAGUUCCGCAGCGAGUACCUCAAGACGCAAUUCUACGAGGACGCGUCGUUCGACGAGGCCCAGAACGUCUUCACGACCGCCGACCCAGUCUACCACGCCGAGUGGCGCAAGCUCUUCGCAAAGUCAGUCUCCCAGUCGAACCUGAUCACCUUCCAGCCCUUGAUCCAAAAGUACGUGGACAUCUUGAUUCGGCAGAUAGAGAGGGAGAGAAGGGAGCAGGGCUACGUCGAUCUUGUCAAGUGGUUCAAGAGCUUAACGUCUGAUGUGACGGGGGAGCUGAGUGUGGGCUCGUCCCUGGGGAUGCUGGAGACUGGCGAGCGUGUCAUGCCGCUCAACAUCCUCCGCCUCGCUCUAUGGCAGGGCGACUGGUCCAAGACCAGACACCUGCCCUGCUUCCCCUUCUCCACGCUGCGCGGGGUGUCCACGCGCCUCAACUCGGUCGCGAAGGCGUACAUUGAUGACUAUCGCGCACGGGUAGCCGCAGGCGGCGCGGGAUCGACCACCACCACGAUCCUGCUCGACAGGGCGCUGGAGACGCAGGCGCGCGAGAAGGGCAGCAUCUCGGAGCACGAGAUCCUGUCCAACACCGUGAUCCUGAUGCUCGCGGGAACCGACACGACUGCCAAUACGCUGGCGUAUAUGCUGUGGCUGCUGUUCAAGUUUCCCGAUAUCAAGGCUCAGCUGGACGAGGAGAUUGACGAGGCGAGGCUGCCUGGAAAGCCGGGCAUUGAAGACCUUGCGAAGCUGAAGUAUCUCGACUAUUUCAUGCUCGAGGUCAUGAGGUUGUAUGGCGCUGCGCCGGGGCGGCUGCCGCGAAAAGUGCCCAAAGGGGGCCGCGACAUAUGCGGCUACUUCGUCCCAGCAGGCAUGACUGUGUCAACCCUGGGCUUCAGCAUCUCACGCGACCCGGUCGUCUAUCCGGAACCGGACACGUUCAACCCGGACCGGUGGGCGGACGCCACAACGGCCAUGAAGGAGGCCGACUUCAGCUUCGGCGGGGGCACGAGGAUCUGUCUGGGCAUGCACAUUGCCAACCUCGAGAUGAAGAUGGUCGUGGUGGCGUUCCUGCGUUCGUCGCUGAGCGAUGCGCAGCUCGCGUAUGGCAUCAAUGGGUAUUCGGAGCAAGGGAUGAAGCAGCUCGAGGCGAUUGCUGCGAGGCCCUGGGGGCCCCAGGUGUUGGUUCGUUAG
Molecule: messenger RNA, 1464 nt
Organism: Microdochium trichocladiopsis
Lineage: Eukaryota; Fungi; Ascomycota; Sordariomycetes; Xylariales; Microdochiaceae
Product: cytochrome P450
Exons: 5
Coding region: 1-1464 (487 amino acids)
Molecular function (GO): monooxygenase activity; iron ion binding; heme binding
Source: RefSeq, a predicted model, not a curated record